UUAUUAAUAAGAAACAAUUAAAUAUUGCAGAUUUCAGUUCCUAAUCAUACUUUUCAAACGUUAUUGUAAAAAAGUUAAUUUUUAUGACGUUAACAGUGUAAAAGACAUCUAUAGCUAUGGAUCCUUUCGUAAUUGCAGCUAUUAUCAGUGCUAUAGUCAUAAUUAUCCUCUCUAUUGCUUUUGUGAGAGUCUCCAAGCCUAAGGCCCAAGCCCGAGCACAGCCUAGAGCUGUCCAGCAGAGAGAAGGGGGUCCUGGAAGAGUACAGGCCGUCAGAAACCAAAGAGCUCGCAUGAGAGCAAAUGCUGCUAGACACCAAGCAGCUUUGCUGGAAGAAGAACCUGGUGUAGCUGACGAGCCUGAUGAAGAGAAUCCUCCUGAAGCCCAAAAGGUUGAGUUCCCCGAUGACAAGAUGGGAGCCAAGAAACGAGCUAAAAUGGAAGCCAAGAUGGAAAAGAAGAAGGCACGUGAAGCUGAAGAGCAUAUGAGAGAGAUCAAGAAACAGAAGGAUCAGGAAAUGGAGGAAGAAAGGCGCAAAAAAGAGGAGGAAGAAAAUGAAAAAGAGCGACAACGCGAAGAAGCCGAACGCAAAGCUGAAGAAGAGCGUAAAAAACGCGAACAAGAAGAAUACGAGGCUCUGAAAGCAGCUUUCACAGUUGAGGGUGAAGGUUUUGAGGAGAAUGAGGAGCAGGACAGUAAUAGCUUGCUGAAGGACUUCAUUGAUUAUAUAAAGGCACAAAAAGUAGUUCUACUCGAGGACUUGGCAGCACAUUUCAAGUUAAAAACCCAAGCUGCCAUUGACAGAAUACAAGAACUUCAAGCAUCUGGAGAAAUAACCGGCGUCAUUGAUGAUAGAGGCAAAUUCAUCUACAUCUCAUAUAAGGAACUUGAAGACGUCGCCAAGUUUAUUAAGCAGCGAGGAAGGGUCUCCAUAACAGAGUUAGCAGAAUGCAGCAAUGAUUUGAUCAACUUGAACCCAGUCACUGUUCCCUAAACGUCUAUAGAGCUCUCAACACAUUAUUGUAUAAAAUGUAAAUUUUUUGUUAAUAGAAACAAAGACAAAAUUUUA
Messenger RNA from Hyposmocoma kahamanoa, 1067 nucleotides. It is a transcript of the gene Ddrgk1, whose product is annotated as DDRGK domain-containing protein 1. The coding region runs from base 117 to 992 and encodes 291 amino acids. The transcript has 6 exons. The record is from RefSeq and is a predicted model, not a curated record. NCBI's taxonomy places the organism in Eukaryota, Metazoa, Arthropoda, Insecta, Lepidoptera, Cosmopterigidae.